Messenger RNA from Diprion similis, 1166 nucleotides. RefSeq names its product leucine-rich repeat transmembrane neuronal protein 3-like. The coding region runs from base 93 to 1085 and encodes 330 amino acids. Lineage: Eukaryota; Metazoa; Arthropoda; Insecta; Hymenoptera; Diprionidae. Gene Ontology annotation, molecular function: protein binding. The transcript has 3 exons. The record is from RefSeq and is a predicted model, not a curated record.
ACCGGGUUCAGUACUGGACCGAGUCCCGUUGAAACAGUAUCUAGUCUCUGGAUUUAGUGCAUCGUGAGUAGACUAUUUGUCGUUUGGCGACGAUGUCACGAUUCUGUGCUAAUUUCGUGGCGAUCGUAGCCUUUGCGUGCUACGUUGAACACGUUUCCGGUGAAACGUGGGAGACCAGCUGGAACAUUCCAAACAGAGGACAUCCAAUUUUCGUGAGCUAUGGUGUUUCAGAUUUUACGAAACUCGACGGACUUUCUUCUUCGGCAAGUUCGAUCACGUAUUACAAGAGUAACUUACCGAAUAUCGAAGGAAACGUAUUUUAUCGCUUCCAAAAGACUCUGAAGAAUUUAGACAUUCACGAGUCAAAGGUCCAGACUAUAAGUUCAGAUGCAUUUUACAAGCUCAGUCACUUAAGGAACUUGACUCUUUGGGGAAACAAAUUGAACGAUGUUUUCGAAGCCUGGUUUAAGGAUCUGGGUGAAUUAAGAAAUUUGGAUCUAUCCUUCAAUCAAAUUAUUUACAUCCAGGAAACAGCAUUUACGAAAAUGCCUAAAUUAGAAAAUCUCUAUAUUGAUCAUAAUCGCUUGAAUACAAUGAACCCGGCCGUCUUUACGUAUUUGGGAAAUCUGAAGACAAUACGGCUCGGAAAGAAUCCGUGGGACUGGUGGUACCGCACACUAAUCAUGCGACAGCUGGACGACCAGCGUAUCUCCUAUUCAAACGACUCGGAAGAUUUCAAAUGGUUAAACCACAUUAUAUGGAGUUGUAUAGAAAAACAGCAAGCGAAAAAUGACGACGAUACGAUACUGGAUUGCGCGUCAGCUUAUCUGCUGACAGAAACGUCAAACGUUUUUAACAGCAGUCAAAAAUACUGCAGCCAAGAAGCGCGAAAUCUUUACUUCUGCGAAAAGACUCACGACGAAAAGAGAAACGUGUCAAUGACACCAAAAGUUGCAGUGCGAAAAGUUUUCCAAGCAUUUAUUGGCGCUGUUAAUACAAUGCUGUUUGCAGACGCAGAGCUAAGUUAUCGCAAAGGUGUAGUUCCAGAAUCUACGAGGGACGAUAUUGCAGUCUUCGGAGAUUGAGUACACAUAACUGGCCUGCCCUCUUUGGUACGAUAAUAUUCUAGGAAUUUCCAAUAGGAGAAAUGCGAAUUACUUAUACGU